CACAUGGCUGUUUAUUGUCCGGUGGAGAACACCAACAACAGUCCACAUUGCCCAAUGCCCUGCCCACCAUGGAAUCUUCCUUUUUCUUCUCUCUCUCUCCUCUCUCUCUCACACACACACAAGAGAGACUCUUUAAUUAUUUUUUGUUGGAAUUAAAGAUAAAGGUAAAGCUUGGUCAGGUCAGGACUAUUUAAUCUCCCAUGCCAUCACUAUCAGCAUGUUCAUAUAUACAUACAUAUAUAUAUAUAUCUAACUGUAUUAUUUGCAUGGUUAAGAAUAGUUGAUUUACUUUGGCCAUGAUAUUUCCUAAUGCAAACAAUGUUGGCUUUAUAAUUUCUUUGCAAUAUUUCCUCCAUUGAAUUUUAAAUUUAGUAUUUAUGUUUCUUUCUGUUAUUAACCUGGAAAUGGUGAAAGCAACAGGUUAGAAGGAAACAAGCACUGGCAAGCAAAAUGCAGAGAAAAGAAGGACCAUAACUGCAAAUUCAGAAAAGAGGAGGACAUGAUCGUAAAGAAUCUCUCAUUAUAUUCCCCCAGUCAGCAACCACUAGGAGAAAGUAAAUCCGGACAGUCCACCAGAAACAAACAGGUCAGCCUUGUCAAUCCAGAAUAAAAGACAAAAAAAGCAAGCUCUUGUUCAAGAACUCACUCCACACCAAAUAUGGGCGUGUUUUCGACUACUUCCAGGUACUCAUUGGCUUUCCUUGUGAUGAUGAAUCUCUGUUUGAAAGCAAUGGCUUCAGAAUCAGACAUAGACUUUUCCUUCAAGAAUUUUGGUAAAGUUGAGCCACACCUUGCUCUUUAUGGUGAUGCCGAGGUUAAUAAUCAUAGUAGUUCGAUUCAAAUUUCUGGGUCGACGAAUUUCAGUGCUGGGAGGCUUAUUUUCAGAAAGCCCAUCAAUCUUGUUGGGGCAAAUCCAAGAACCAUGGUAUCUUUCUCGACUUAUUUUGCCUUUUCAAUUUCUGGAGAAAAUGGGGAUGGUUUGGCCUUUGUUGUGCUCCCUGUUGAGUUCCCUUUAAAUAUUUUCGAUGGUGGGUCGAUGGGAUUGUUGAGGGAUAGAAAGAUUAAGUUUCUUGCUGUUGAACUCGACACUUACAUGGAUAAGACAUAUAAUGAUGUCAACAACAACCAUGUUGGGCUUGAUAUCGAAACCCCUGUCUCUGUUAAAGUUGGAAAUCUUUCAUCUGUCAAUUUGGUGCUCAACAAUGGUGAAAAGUUGCAAUGUUGGAUCGAUUAUGAAGCGAGUGGUAAGAGAAUUGAAGUUAGGGUUAGUAAAUUUGGUGAAACUAAGCCUGUUGAUCCAUUACUGUUUUAUUACCCUUUAGAUUUGUCACAAAUGUGGGGAGAUGAGAAAAAUGGUGUCUUUGUGGGAUUUGUUUCUUCGAAUGGGAAUUCUUCGCAGAAGAUUAGUAUUCAUUCAUGGAGCUUUAAAUCGAGAAUGCCGCCGCCAAGAUGGAUGCAUUCUGAGCCGUUGGAUCCUGACAAUGUUGUGGAGAUCAAAGGUGAAGAAGGGAUAAGGUCAAUCCCUAAGAGAAGUGAUUGCACUUCAAGAGUUGUUCUUGCACUCGUGUUUGGCGCCGGAUGUGGCGUGAUUGUGGCGUUCUUUAUUGUGUUUGUUUGGAUUGUUGUCGGGAGUAAACGGCCGGUUGCGCCGGAGGAAUUGGCCGGGAAAGGGAAUGAGUUUGAGUACAAGAAGUUUGGUGAAGAAAGAGCCAUCAAAGAUGGAGAUGGAAAUGGAGAGAAGUGAUGUGUUUGGUAUUGUUUUGUGGGGUUUGUGUAAAUCAGAAUUUCUUGUUUUGUGUUUUUGUUAGGGGCCAAGAAUGUGUGAGUGUGAGUGUGAUCUUUUGAUGUUGGAUGGUGCUGUAAUUUAAUGAUCAAUCAUUCAAAAUUUGUAGUAGUUUUUUUUGGUAUGUACUAUGUGUUUUGAUCAUUGGAAUACAGCUUCUUCAUCUGGGAAAAAUGUGGGCAUUUUAUUAUUAUUAGUAUUAUUACUAUUUACUCUUUACUCU
Messenger RNA from Andrographis paniculata, 2006 nucleotides. RefSeq names its product L-type lectin-domain containing receptor kinase VIII.2-like. The record is from RefSeq and is a predicted model, not a curated record. Bases 659 to 1744 code for a protein of 361 amino acids. Lineage: Eukaryota; Viridiplantae; Streptophyta; Magnoliopsida; Lamiales; Acanthaceae. Gene Ontology annotation, molecular function: carbohydrate binding. The transcript is spliced from 2 exons.